AUGCGCAUCAUUCAUGUCGCUGCUGCUACAUCCUUGCUGAUAGCAUCAUUAGUUGAUGCUGCUCCAACUCAAAAGGUGCCCGGAAAGCAGCUACCUGGUCUUGAAAAUAUUAAGCAUGUUGUGUUCUUUAUGCAGGAAAAUCGCUCGUUCGAUAUGUAUUAUGGUACCAUGUACGGUGUCCGUGGGUUCCAAGAUCCUAACGUUGGCAUUCAGGACAACGGUCUCAGCCUUUUUUACCAGCCAUGCUCUGCUAGCCCUGAUAUCAAGAAUGGUACCAAGUAUCUCUUACCCUAUCAAUUGAAGGGCGAACGUGCUGGUUGUACAGCUGGCGGCUCUAAUUACUGGGAGCCAUUCCAUCGCGCUCUGAACAAUGGUAAGAACGACAAUUGGCCAGACGGAAACUCUCCCAAGUCAAUGGGCUACUUGACUCGUUCACAGAUUCCUUUCCACUAUGCACUCGCUGAUGCCUUUACGAUCCAUGAUAUGUACUUCCAGUCUGUUGCUGGCCCUACUCAUCCUAACCGUGUCGUCUGGAUGUCCGGCACCAAUAAGGACCCUCAUGGAAGCCGUGUCUUUACAAACAAUAUUGAUUUCCCUCCGCUCACCUGGUCGACGUACCCAGAGAUGUUAACCAAGGCAGGUAUCACAUGGCAAGUGUACCAAGGACUCGAUAACUUUGACUGUAACCCAAUGGCAUGGUUCAAGCAAUGGCAAUUACUCCCGCUUGGAAGUGCUGAAAAAAAGAAGGCCCUUGGAAAGCUUGGUCUCGACGCUUUUUAUGAAGCUGCUGAAAAGGGUACACUUCCUCAGUUCAGUUUGAUCAUUGGUCCCAGAGAACUUUCUGAACAUCCAGACAAUACACCUGCGGCUGGUGCCUGGAUCCAGCAACAGGUUGUCAAUGCGGUGAUGAACGGUAAGAACUGGAACAAUACGGCACUGUUUAUCAAUUAUGACGAAUCCGGAGGCUUCUUUGAUCACGUCGUACCCCCUCAAGCUCCCGAAAGCGAGUACGUCAAGGACCCUUUGACGGGUAAAAAGGUGCCUAUCGGAUUUGGUCCUCGUGUGCCCAUGGUCGUCAUCUCACCUUGGACUCGUGGUGGCAACGUCUUUAGCGAAGUAUCUGACCACACAUCGGCCCUCCGUUUCUUGGAGGAAUGGAUCGGUAAAGACGAAAAUGGCAACUACAUUGCACCAGCAGAAAACAUUUCCAAGUUUGCUCGUCAGACCUCUUCCAAUCUCGUCAACGUCUUUGAUUUUGACCAUCCAGACUACUCCAUUCCCAAGUUUGGCCCCGUUCCAAAGCCUGCCCAAGUCCUUGGGCUCUGGGCGCCAACAGAGAUGUGUGAAGCGAAAAUAACUGCCAAGAAAACAGAACCUCCUUAUGGCAAGCAAGUGGUCCCCACAGUCGAAUCGGGAUCCCGUCCUAUUCGUGGCAAAGUCGUUCUCGGUCGCAAACUUGCCUUUGUUACAGAGGAUGCUAAAGUCAUUCACCCUGACUCGGCCGCAAAAUCACUCCAGGUAUCCAACGCAAAGAUUGUCAAGCGACAAGAUGGAACAAUAUCUUUCAAGUUUUCGCAAGAUAGCCUCUUCUUCCUCUCUGAGACUGCCAAGAAGGAUCAUUUCAAGGUGCAUUUUGCCGGUCAUCCCGAUAAAUGCCUUAACUUGAAAGAAGGUAGCAUCGUCUUGGGUGAAUGCAAUACAUCAUGGUUCUUUGAACUUCAUGAAGGCCAUCAUCAUAUCAAGCACUCAGAAACAGAACACGCCUUAUCUAUUAACGCCGAACGCAAUGUCGUCUUGAAUCCCACUCAUGGUACUCACUUCAAGCUCCAUUCUGUUACUAUCUAA
Molecule: messenger RNA, 1845 nt
Organism: Rhizopus microsporus ATCC 52813
Lineage: Eukaryota; Fungi; Mucoromycota; Mucoromycetes; Mucorales; Rhizopodaceae
Product: phosphoesterase-domain-containing protein
Exons: 2
Coding region: 1-1845 (614 amino acids)
Molecular function (GO): hydrolase activity, acting on ester bonds
Source: RefSeq, a predicted model, not a curated record